Messenger RNA from Labrus mixtus (cuckoo wrasse), 818 nucleotides. It is a transcript of the gene apoc2, whose product is annotated as apolipoprotein C-II. NCBI's taxonomy places the organism in Eukaryota, Metazoa, Chordata, Actinopteri, Labriformes, Labridae. Gene Ontology annotation, molecular function: enzyme activator activity. The transcript has 4 exons. Gene Ontology annotation, cellular component: chylomicron. Gene Ontology annotation, biological process: lipid metabolic process; lipid transport. The record is from RefSeq and is a predicted model, not a curated record. Bases 120 to 416 code for a protein of 98 amino acids.
ACUUUGGCUCCGAGAUCGACAAGUCAACACAUCUACUCUCCUAUAUAAACAGGCCGGGCCAGCGGAGCCUUUUACUCUGUUUCUUCAUUUGAGGAGAGGAAUACAGUACGAGUGACACCAUGAAUAAGCUGCUGGUUAUCACCGUGCUGGUUGCAAUCUUAGCUCUCAACGCCGAAAGCUUCCGUAUGCCGAGGCAGGUUGAGGAAGAGCAGGGCACCAUCACCAAGAUCACAGGCACAGUCAAGUCGUACUAUGACAGCACCAUCAACACCGCCAGAGGAUACCUGGAGAGCAUCAAGGGCCUGAAGCUGGAGGAGAAGGCAAAGAAUCUCUACACUGACACCACCACAGCUGUGACCACAUACACUGGCGUCCUCCAGGACCAGCUUUACUACUUCUUUUACCCCCAGCAGUAAACAAGAACUAACUUCCAAUCACCUCAGCUACCUUUUCUGACAGCCACUUUCAAGCUUCUCACGACAAGGUCGACAUUGUUGUUCAUCAAACAGCAGCUAAAUGAAGAUACCCCCCCCCCCCCCCCCCCACAACCCCACCCUAGCUGGGACUGUCAUCCUUUCACAAACAACACGGAUAGAGGAAACUAAAAUACAGAAUAACAAGCGAAUGAACACACAGCUUCUUAUCAUGGUUCAAUAAACUUCUGCAUAGGCAGAAUCAGAAACUAAAAACAAUGCAACAUUAUUGAAUGAUUCACAGCCACCGUCUGAUGGUUGUGUUUACUCUAAUGGUCAUCUCACCUCUGGAGAAUUUGGAUAUUUGUGUCUUAUCUUGAAAUAAAUAUUUAUACAAUAAAAAAA